This is a messenger RNA of Gastrolobium bilobum, 783 nucleotides long. RefSeq lists its product as uncharacterized. The coding region runs from base 122 to 715 and encodes 197 amino acids. The record is from RefSeq and is a predicted model, not a curated record. NCBI's taxonomy places the organism in Eukaryota, Viridiplantae, Streptophyta, Magnoliopsida, Fabales, Fabaceae. The transcript has a single exon.
CUUCCUCAUUUUUCCUCCUCCUUCAAACCCAAAACCAAACGCUUUUAAUUAACCCAAAACAAACACACCACAAAGCUCAAAGUGCACAAUACCCAUUAACAUUGAUCACCGAUUCAACAAUAUGGGAAACUGUGCGUUCAAAGGGUUUCCUCUGCAAGAAGACAUGAUGGUGAAGGUGGUGACCUCAAACGGUGGCAUCAUGGAGCUUUACACUCCCAUAACCGUUGAGUACAUAACCAACGAGUUCCCUGGAAACGGAAUCUUCCAAAGCCGCCAUGACUCAUUGCCACUCGCCAAAAACGAAGAGCUUCAUGGUGGUGAAAUCUACUACCUCCUCCCUCUCAACCCUUCUUCUUCUGGCAAGGGCACAAACAAAAACCUAGAUGACACAGUAGAAACCUUAACACCGUACCGUAUGUCUACGUGCGACAAGAAUAACAAGAACAACAAUAACAACAACAACAUGUGGUCGGAACCUGAAGUGUUUCCGAGGUACAACAGUAGCGGAGUGUGGAAGGUCAAGUUGGUAAUAAGCCCCCAGAAGCUGUCGGAGAUUUUGUCUCAGGAAUCGAACACGGAGGCGUUGAUAGAGAGUGUAAGGACGGUGGCGAAGUGCGGCAAAGGGGUGCCGGCGUCGGUGGCGAAUUCCGACCAAUGGAGUGUGUCCAGCAGUUGGAAGGGUUCUAUGUCAGAGAAAAUGAGUUUAGAUAUUUAAUUUCCCUUUUUAUUAUUGUUUAAUGACCCUGAUUUUAUAUAUAUAUAUAUUGUGUUCUUCAUUUGUUU